GACGUUUUCCCCAACAAUGCGCCUUCAUUACACCCCACCAACAAGCUAGAAUUGCCACUUCCGUGCGGCUGGACAUUCUAAAAGAGUAUUACUACAACAUAGGAAUCAGUAAUCAGAAUUUAUCUGGGAAAGGCAGCAGUUCUUCAUUUAAGAAGCUGCUUGAAGAUGAGGUUGAAAUGCCUGACUUCAACGGGGGAGAGGUGGUUGCCAAUUCGACGGAUGAAGAAAACAAUUCUGCAGAUGGGGAUAACACUGUACUAUCAACCAGACAGCUCCAAAAGUACGGUCCAAGAUCUGUCAGAAAUGAACAAGUUAGAAAUAGAAAAAGAAUUUCUGAAGCACUGUUACAUUCCAAAGAAAGUGCCUCAGCAUCCCAUGCUACAUGCUCCAAAGCAAAUACAUCUGGGAUUUGGAAAGCUAAGCCAAGAUUUUCAUUGGCAUCAGUGUUACGUAAAAGUGGGGGCAUUGGUCAUUCAAUCUCCAAUAUUGAGAGCUUGCCUGAAAUUGUAAAAGCUGUUGAUCCUAGAGCUUCUGCAAAUUUAGAUGGAAAUCAUCUAGAAGAUGAUGACAGAAUUGAAAUAAAUUCAGAUAUUGCGCCUGCUGAAACAGAAGCUUUUCCUCAUGGAUUUAAUCUGGCCCCAAUGGCUGAUCUUUUUGACAAUCUCCAAGAUAAGGCUGAUCAGGAGACAGUCAUUAACAGUGAAGAUUCCCCUGAACCUGUGGAUAGUGGAUCAUCAAGUGACAAAGAGGUAAGUGGUCUACACAAGAAAAUUACUUACCCUGGAAAGAAAAUGCAGACCAUGGCAGAACGAUUUGAAGAAGCUUUAGGGACAUCCUCUGUUAUCACUGAAGGGACACAUGUUGGAGCACUUAAUUCAUUGAGACCUGGAAUAUUUGGAAAACUACAGCAGAUGAUGCUGAAAGAAAAAGAAACAGACAUGGACUUCUGGAAAAAGUUACAAGCCGAAGCUAGGCCAGAUAGUUGUUUUUGCAGAAUUUUCUGUUACAAGAUAACUCCAAAGGAAUGGGUUGUGGUGGCCGCAAAAGCAGUCAAAGCACCAUUAUCUUUAGUCCAAGGGUUUGCAACAAUGUUGACCUUGAAGUUGGGAACUUGAUCCAAAUUCACCCUCCAUGGUAAGCAGGGCCGUGCAAGAUGUAAGGUAAAUUAGGCAUUAGCCUAAGGCCCAAAAAAAGAAAUUUUUUUAGGCCCCUAAAAUUUUUUUAUUGUUAACUAUUAACAAAUUUUAACGGAUCAAAAUAAAAUAAUUUAGAAUCUCUUUCUUCCCUAAAAAUUAGUCAAUCAAUAUCAUCUUUUUAAAAAUUAACCAAUAUCACAAUUAAUGUCAUUUAAAGUAUUUUAUUUAUCCCAAAAAAGUAAAUUCCUAUUAACUUUCCUUUAACAUC
Glycine soja is the source of this 1404-nucleotide messenger RNA. RefSeq lists its product as uncharacterized. Bases 177 to 1115 code for a protein of 312 amino acids. The record is from RefSeq and is a predicted model, not a curated record. NCBI's taxonomy places the organism in Eukaryota, Viridiplantae, Streptophyta, Magnoliopsida, Fabales, Fabaceae. The transcript has 10 exons.